AAUACAAAAAAACGAACCGAACUAAUUUGUACUCCCAAUAAUAUUAGUAGGCCUUAAACUUUAAUGCCUACUGCACACUGGACGCGGUGGGCGAUAAGUGACGAGCGAUAUCCAAUAAAAUCUCUACUUUUUCUCAUGUGACUAUGCAAAGCAAAGCUCUCAUUGGACAUAACUUAUCACAUAUCAUAGCUACACCAAUCCAGUAUGCAGUAAGCGUAUAAGCCGUAAAAAAUUGAUUAAUUGCAGUCGAAUGCGAGGAGAAUAAUUGUUUGUGAUUUGUCCAUUCUUAUAGCUUAAAAGUUUAUUAUAGAUCCGGCUUAUGCAAGUCUGUGCUGCAGCAUUAUUACGAACUUUGUUCGCUAUUAUCUGACAUACAAAAGCAUAAUAAGCAUCAUAAAUAGUUUUAUAUUAAAACCACGAAAAUAGUUCGCCCGUAUAUAGCAAUUCUUUCAUUUUGAGUGAAAAUACAUCGAAUUAUGGCAGAAAAAGGUGCUCAUUUGACUGGGACUGCAUAUAUCAGGCCUUCUAUCUUUGAGAUUAUUGCACAGGAAUCGCUUGCAUCGACUCUUGAACCGGCUUUUAAAAAAAUUCUUUCGUUUCUUGUAUCUUUCAAUCUUGAGAAAUAUGGACAUAUUCUUCAAUGGACAGAUGAAGGGUAUUUAAUUUUUAAUGUAUGUCUUCAACGAUAUUACCUAAAGAGAUAUUUUGCAUCAUUUUCUGAAACAUUUUAUGGUUUGAAACGUGUCACAAUAAUCAAUUCCAAGACAGGGUUACAAAAAAAAUUAUCACAUAAACAACAAAUAUUAUCAUUAAUAAUAAUAGUGACAUUUCCAUAUUUAAAGAAUAAACUUGUGCAACUUAGUUCAAAGUAUAAACUGCAAAACAUAGACAGUACAUCAAGAAAGGGGAGGCAAAAGAUUUUCAAUAAAUGUGUCGUUAAAGGACUUUCAAUUCUUUUUGUAACAUAUGAAACUCUUGUGUUAUAUAAUUAUAUACUUUACGUAUCUGAGAAAUCAAUAUACCCAUCACUCUUGUUAAGACUACUAUCCGUUACACUGACAUACGCCGAUCCGCAAUCUGCUCUCACUGUCACAGAGUUAUUAAGGAAGAUAAAAUAUAAUUCAUUCACUGUCUCUGAUGGAUGGAAUAUACUUCAAAGAAUCAUUACUGGCUCUCUUGAAUUCGGAGCUUUCUUCUUACAAUUUCUUUCUUGGUGGAAUCAGGAAAAUUAUGACAUAGAUAUUAUGAGUCUUCCAGCUCCACCACCACCAAAGGUACCAAAUAUAGCGCAGCAAUAUAAAGGAAUUUGUCCACUCUGUUAUAAGCCUCAUCAUAUACAUACCGUGCUUAUGGUAUCUGGUUACAUAUUUUGCUAUCAAUGUAUUUUGUCAGAAAUACGGAUAAAAAAGAAAUGUCCAGUAACAUAUUAUCCUGCCAAAGAAGAUGAUUUAAUUCGUCUAUAUAUAGAAUAAUAAAUUAUAUAUUCGUGUAAUUUUUUAUAUAUAUGUUGAAUAUAAUAUACACAUGUAAAUGUUAAAAGAAGAAAAUGAGUGUUGUGAGAAGAAGUUGGGAUUUAUUCGUUUUAUAAAUAAAUUACAUAUUUCAGUUAUUUGGCAUUAUAUCUUCAAUUUAGUUGUAUUAUGUAUAAUAUAUAAAUGUGUAUCACGUAGUCCCGUGGUAGUAAAUGGUCUUCUCUCUAGUUUUAAAAUAAAAAAAAUCAAUCAUCAGUCAGUUACGUUUCUACGGGUGAAAAAAACGAGUUUGGUAA
Acromyrmex echinatior (Panamanian leafcutter ant) is the source of this 1768-nucleotide messenger RNA. It is a transcript of the gene Pex12, whose product is annotated as peroxisomal biogenesis factor 12. Gene Ontology annotation, biological process: protein monoubiquitination; protein import into peroxisome matrix. Gene Ontology annotation, cellular component: peroxisomal membrane; peroxisomal importomer complex. The record is from RefSeq and is a predicted model, not a curated record. Gene Ontology annotation, molecular function: zinc ion binding; ubiquitin-protein transferase activity; protein binding. NCBI's taxonomy places the organism in Eukaryota, Metazoa, Arthropoda, Insecta, Hymenoptera, Formicidae.